Mycosarcoma maydis (corn smut) is the source of this 1293-nucleotide messenger RNA. RefSeq lists its product as uncharacterized. Lineage: Eukaryota; Fungi; Basidiomycota; Ustilaginomycetes; Ustilaginales. Gene Ontology annotation, molecular function: calcium ion binding; calcium-dependent phospholipid binding. The transcript has a single exon. Bases 1 to 1293 code for a protein of 430 amino acids. Gene Ontology annotation, cellular component: cytoplasm. The record is from RefSeq and is a predicted model, not a curated record.
AUGUCCUGGCAGCAAAAUCCUUACCCGCCCCCGCAAGGCUACGGUGCGCCUCCUCCCAUGCCCCAAGGUGGUUAUGGCGGCUACUCAGCCCCGGUUGGACCACCCCCACCUCACACUGGCGGUUACGGAGCUCCUCCUCAAGCUCCAUACGGCGGCGGUUACGCUCCUCCUCCUCCUGGUCCACCGCAGCACCACCAUCAUAAUCAUCAUCAUCAACAGCAACAUCACCCAUCUCCUCCUCAACACGGAUACGGGGCUCCCGUCGGACCACCUCCCACAGGAGGUGCUGGCGCUUACUACCUCGGUGUUCCCGUACCACCGCCUCCUCCCAACCAGCCCGCUCCACCUCCGCCUGGCUACAAUGCAGCGCAAGAUGUAGAACGUAUCCGCAAGGCAACCAAAGGGUUCGGUACCGACGAGGGCGCCCUCAUUGCCACAUUAGCACCUCUCGACGCUUGGCAGGUCGAUGCGCUUCGCCACACGUUCAAGGCGUCCGUGGGCAAAGAUUUACUCACAGUUCUCGAGAAGGAGACUUCGGGCUGGUUCGAAGCUGCUCUCCGCGCCAAGGUGCUCGGCCCCGUCCUGUACGAUUGCUGGCUCAUCAAACGCGCUUGUCAAGGCGCAGGUACGCAUGAGGACCUUCUCAACGAAGUCCUCCUCGGCAGAACCAAUUCGGAAAUGCACAUUCUCAAACAAGCCUACCAAGCUACUUAUGGCAAGAACAUGGAAAAGGUCGUCGAAGAGGAAUUGUCAUUCAAGACCAAGCGCAUGUUCGUCAUGGCCAUGCAAGGCGUUCGUCAGGAAGACAACAUUCCCGUCGACCCGCGCGCCGUAGAAGCCGACGUUGCUGCUCUGCAUGGUGCCGCCCGAGGUGCGGGUACUGACGAGAUCGCCAUUUGCGGCAUUCUGAUCCAGCGCAGCAGUCCACAUUUGGCCGCUGUGGCUCAGGCCUACCAGCAACGUCACCGAAGACCACUUUCCAAGAUGAUCGAUGCCGAAUUCUCAGGACAUAUGCAGGACGCACUUCGCUUCAUCGUCGAUGGCGCAGAGCACGACGGUCAGGGUAUCACACGCGACGCUCGGUUGCUCGAGGACAGCAUGAAGGGUAUGGGCACCAAGGACGAGCGUCUCAUCUACCGUGUCGCGCGCCUGCACUGGAACAAGCCUCGCUUCGAGGGUCAGAUCAAACCCGCUUAUGCACAGCUCUUCCACAAGAAGGGUCUUAAGAACCGCGUCGAGGGCGAGACCAGCGGUGAUUAUAAGCGCAUGCUUUCGGCCAUGAUCGGAUCGUGA